This is a messenger RNA of Centruroides sculpturatus (bark scorpion), 1485 nucleotides long. Its product is annotated as tubulin alpha-1C chain-like. The transcript is spliced from 6 exons. The record is from RefSeq and is a predicted model, not a curated record. The coding region runs from base 148 to 1485 and encodes 445 amino acids. NCBI's taxonomy places the organism in Eukaryota, Metazoa, Arthropoda, Arachnida, Scorpiones, Buthidae. Gene Ontology annotation, biological process: mitotic cell cycle; microtubule cytoskeleton organization. Gene Ontology annotation, cellular component: microtubule; cytoplasm. Gene Ontology annotation, molecular function: GTP binding; structural constituent of cytoskeleton.
AUAAAAUCUGCUCAACAUCCGUGUACAGUUUAGACGAGUGAUUCGUGCAGUUGCAUUAAAGACUCAGCACGAACGACUCUUCACCAUUUACAGCCAAUUUUUUUUAUAAUUUAAUUUUACAACUUUCUCGCAACACAUUCUAAAAAAAUGCGUGAGUGUAUCAGUGUACACAUCGGCCAAGCUGGUGUACAGAUCGGUAAUGCCUGUUGGGAACUGUACUGUGUCGAACAUGGCAUUCAACCAGACGGACAAAUGCCAAGUGACAAGGCUAUGGGAGUUGCAGACGACUCUUUUAAUACAUUUUUCAGCGAAACUGGAGCGGGAAAACACGUGCCACGUGCAGUUUUCGUCGACUUAGAACCAACUGUAGUGGAUGAAGUCCGUAAUGGUAGCUAUCGACAACUUUACCAUCCUGAGCAGCUCAUCACAGGUAAAGAAGAUGCUGCUAAUAACUAUGCCAGAGGACAUUAUACCAUUGGGAAAGAGAUAGUCGAUCUUGUUUUGGAUCGUGUACGCAAACUUGCCGAUCAAUGCACUGGUUUACAAGGUUUCCUCAUCUUUCACAGUUUCGGAGGAGGAACCGGUUCCGGUUUCACCUCUCUUUUAAUGGAGAGACUUUCUGUCGAUUAUGGCAAGAAAUCAAAACUCGAAUUUUCUAUUUAUCCUGCACCACAGGUUUCCACAGCUGUAGUAGAGCCUUACAACUCCAUCCUCACCACUCAUACCACUCUAGAACAUUCCGACUGUGCUUUUAUGGUCGAUAAUGAAGCCAUUUAUGAUAUCUGCAGACGUAAUUUAGAUAUCGAACGUCCUAGUUACGCCAAUUUGAAUCGUUUGAUCAGCCAGAUCGUUUCCUCAAUCACAGCAUCUCUUCGCUUCGAUGGUGCACUCAAUGUCGAUUUGACUGAAUUCCAAACUAACUUGGUGCCUUAUCCCAGAAUUCAUUUCCCUCUGGUGACGUAUGCACCUGUCAUAUCCGCCGAGAAGGCCUAUCACGAACAAUUAACAGUGGCAGAAAUUACCAAUGCCUGCUUCGAACCAGCCAAUCAGAUGGUGAAAUGCGACCCACGUCACGGAAAAUACAUGGCUUGCUGCAUGUUGUACCGAGGCGAUGUCGUGCCUAAAGACGUCAACGCAGCCAUAGCCGCCAUCAAGACCAAGAGAACUAUCCAGUUUGUAGACUGGUGUCCAACCGGUUUUAAGGUAUUUUUACCUUACUUUAUGACUAUNCCCCCACCAGUGGGCGAGUGGCAGACUUUAAAAAAGGAGAACGUCCCGACUCUAGAUGUCACCGAACAGAUGACAGUGUUCAAUAGUCUAAAGAGUAUUCGGUCGAAACUGGACUUUUGGCCACUCUACCCACAAUACAACUCUGUAGCACAAUUGGAUUGCCAGAUUGCCAGAGCGUUCGUCGGAUAUUUGUGCCAUUCAGUUGAACUUCCAACUAAACGGGGAUGUGACAAUCAAUGCGUUUCGUAUAUCUAA